GGGGUGUGUCUUUAUCGGUGAGCUCUCGUUGGUAACCGAGGCGGAGAGCACAGCUAAUGUUUUGAUGCUACUCGAAUGUUAGCUUUCAAGUAUUGGACUGAGCAGCUUGACUUUCCCUUCCGAUUCUGGCAGUUUUGGAGAGGAGCAAUGACGAACCUACUGCUGAGGGUGUUGCUGUCUGCAGCAGUGGCCUGGCAGACCAUCACAGCUGGAUCAGGCUGUGAGGGAACAGAAUGUGGGAAUAUUAAAGUGUCCAGGAGGCCUGAUCAGCACAGUGAAUUCCUGAACCAGUUUAAUGAAAUGAAUCCAACAGCUGGCGGCCAGCACCGCGACCCUGGAGCCGUGUUACCUUUUAUUGGGCUCACUGGAAGUGCUAAGCAAAGUCGCAGCUGCUGUAAGAACGGGGGAACCUGCAUUCUUGGAAGUUUCUGCGCCUGUCCGAAACAUUUUAGUGGGCGAAGCUGUGAAUACGACGAACGUGCCAGGAAUUGUGGUGUCAUUCCACACGGAGAAUGGGUACAGAAAGGCUGUUCCUAUUGCAGAUGUGGAUAUGGAGUCUUGCAUUGCUUCCCAGAAGUCUUUCAUGGUGAUUGCGACGACUCUCAGGAAGUGCGCUGGUUUCGUUCGAAUGCCACAAGUAUACUGUUGAGCAAGUUUCUCCUGUGCCUGUCGAUGCUUCUUUCUUUUCUCUUCUGAAGACUCUCGGUUUACUAUGUUCAGUGUGCUUGUCUCAGUUUUGCUCAGGAGGAACAUCUUACCAGACCGACCACAAAGGAAGAUUUUAAAGGACGUUUAAAUGUGUAUUUUUUCUCAUUUACCACAGACGUUUCAACCUUUCUGCGUACUUCAGUGGUUGAGGUGUCAUUUGUACUGGUUUGUUGUGAAAUGUUUAAUUGUAGCGGAACUAGAGGAUCUGACUUGUUUACAGUGGUCCUGAUAGGAACCAGGGGUUGCCAUGUCUACAACACAAAUAUAGUUGUUUUAUUUGGUAUCCGAAACCUUCAGUGAACCUGACUCUUCUGAGUUUUAAUAUAUGAUGUUGAUGACACUAUAAUAGUGAUAAAUAUAAGUUGUCUUUGGGGACUAUUUUGCCUCGAAACAGCAUGCCUGUACCCCUCUGCCAUUAAGGUAAUCAUAAAAUGUUUUUAAACUAUUUUAAAACAAUGUCUCAGGUGUUUUCCUGGCUAUUUUGUGUAUAACUUUCUGCGAAGGAGCUUUUAGAGGCAUUAAACUCUUUAGACGUCUGGUUCCCAUCAACACCACUGUGAACAGUUUUGACUCUAGCACUAAGUUUCUCUAGAAUGGAGCAUUUCACACCAAACCACUCAGGAUGACUUCACAUCUUAACCAUUCAUUUCUACGGAAAUGGUUACACAUCAGUGGGAUUCAGCAUUUAUUGGCAGCACUGAAAUGCAUUUUUACUUCCGGUGGAAGUUCAGCAUGUAGCUGUGUUUAAAAUAACUGUUCUAAUGUAAAGGAACCUGUAUAUAGGAUUUAUAUUGAGAGAUAUAUUGUACUUGUGUUGGUGUACAUUUUCCCUAGAGAUUUUUUUUUUCCUAAAUAAACCAGCAUUCCAGAAGGUGCUGGGGGUCUAUGAUUUAAUGUACAAGUAUUUGUUUGUCAAAGUGGUCUUCAUCUGCAGCCAGAAGUGUUUGUUUGCUGUCCCUCUUGAUGGGGCGAGAGUGUGAUAAUGCUAAGAUAACCCGUGAUUGUUGACCUUUCUGCUAUUUUCUCCUUAUCUAAAACAAACAAUUACUCAGGCCAAUCAAUCACAGUGGCUGUUCUGACCUACUCUGUUGACCUUAUAGAGUCUGGGAGAGAUGUACUGUAUCUGUCCGAGACUGGAGGACUGAAAUUGUCUCAAGUAAUUAAUUUUCACAUCAAUAACUCAGAUGGCUGAUUACUUUCUGACCUCAUUUUGGCUGUUCAUCAUUGGUGAUGCAAAAACCACAACUAUGAAUCAUAACGUAAGAGUGAAAAUGGCAGAUUUAGGGUUUUGGGGGCAAAAUGCAAAUGGGAAAAGAUGUUCUGAAGUAACUAAAUCUGAAUGUCUACAGAAAAA
Molecule: messenger RNA, 2062 nt
Organism: Pygocentrus nattereri (red-bellied piranha)
Lineage: Eukaryota; Metazoa; Chordata; Actinopteri; Characiformes; Serrasalmidae
Gene: tdgf1
Product: teratocarcinoma-derived growth factor 1
Exons: 6
Coding region: 76-696 (206 amino acids)
Source: RefSeq, a predicted model, not a curated record